Drosophila hydei is the source of this 3588-nucleotide messenger RNA. RefSeq names its product semaphorin-1A. The record is from RefSeq and is a predicted model, not a curated record. NCBI's taxonomy places the organism in Eukaryota, Metazoa, Arthropoda, Insecta, Diptera, Drosophilidae. The transcript has 7 exons. Gene Ontology annotation, biological process: positive regulation of cell migration; negative regulation of axon extension involved in axon guidance; semaphorin-plexin signaling pathway. Bases 690 to 3020 code for a protein of 776 amino acids. Gene Ontology annotation, molecular function: semaphorin receptor binding; chemorepellent activity.
CCUAACGUGCGGUUCGGCUUGGUCGAUUUUAAAGCGUUUUCAUAGAAAGUGUGAAAUGUGUGUGAAGAAUUUGCAAACAAUCGCAUUAACAAAUGCGCCGAAACAAGUUUGAUUGUUACACAAGUGAAAUUAACGUUUCUAUUUGGUUUUGCGUUUUCUUCUUUUGAGCACAUCAACUAAUAGCAUUGAGAAAACAACCAAAAAAUAAAUAUAUAAAUAAAGAAAUCAACAACAAGAGAAGAACAACUCAGUGAAAAUUAGUAUACGCCGCAGAAAGCUGAAUGCAAGAGCUAUGCUAGUAAAUAAGCAGCGGCAGCAGCAACAGCAACUACAACUACAGAGGCAACUGGCACGAUAUGGCAGCAAUCAGAAUGACAAACUGCAGUGAUUAAAACCAGUCAGGCCAGGCACGGCCAGCCAGCCCCAUUGGCACCAGCAGCCAACCAGCUAGCCAGCCAGCCAUUUAGCUAGCGAGUCACUCAGUCUGCGAGUGUAGCAGCUGCACCACCCCAAGCGAGUGGCAAACGCUGCUGAAUCAUCAGAAUUGACUAAAAAGCCAGGCUCAACAGAAUUUCAAGUGCGCUACGUCAAUUGAAAAGACUUUAAUUCUAGCAAGUGCUGUCAGUGCGCAGCUAAAGAACACGUCAAGAGACCUUCAGCGUACAACGUCAACAACUGUGGCAGCAACAAUGCUAAUUACUGACCGGAGAAGAUAUCCACACAGUGGCAUCGUAACAGAUGUCAAGUUGCGUACAUGCAUCUGCCUCUGCUUCUUCACUGUUGUCGGUGCUUGGAUGCCCGAUGUGCGGCCCGAUUUACCAGCAAAGCCAGACAAAGUGACGGCAAGUUUCUUUGGCAACACAACGGACUAUUAUAAGAUUUUGGAUUACAAUGAUGAGAGUGUGCUCGUGGGUGCCAAGGACGUCAUCUACAAUAUCACGCUGCGGGGACUGAAGGAGAACAGCCGGCUAGAGUGGCGCAGCUCGGGUGCCGAUCGUGAGCUGUGCAUGCUGAAAGGCAAACACGAAUGGGACUGUCACAACUAUUUGCGGGUCUUCGCCCGACUACCCAAUGGUCAAAUUCUGCUCUGUGGCACCAAUUCGUACAAGCCGCGUUGUCGUCACUACACCACCGUGGAUCAGGCGGCAGAAGUAACUGAUGCGAGUGCCAGCGCGGCCAGCGGCAACAGCAUGUUGUACGAGAUGACGCGAGAUGUGGAGGCCCAGGGUCUCUGUCCGUACAGUCCCGCUCACAACAGCACCUAUGUGUUUGCCGACGGGCAGCUGUAUAGCGCCACUGUUGCUGAUUUCUCUGGCGGGGAUCCUUUGAUCUAUCGCGAGAAUCUGCGCACCGAGCAGUAUGAUCUCAAGCAGCUCAAUCAGCCAGACUUCGUGGGCGCCAUUGAACGCAAUGGCUACGUGCUGUUCUUCUUCCGUGAACUCUCCAUGGAGUUUAUGAACUUCGGCAAAGCGGUCUAUUCUCGUGUGGGUCGUGUCUGCAAGAACGAUCGCGGCGGACCCUACAAUCAUGCCAAAAGCUGGACGUCAUUCCUUAAAACUCGCCUCAACUGCUCGGUACCUGGAGAGUUUCCAUUCUACUUUGAUGAGAUACAGGCUAUAAGUCCGGUUGUGGACAGCGGCCCCAAUGCGUUGGUUUACGCAGUGUUUACCACGCCGGUGAACGCCAUAUCUGGCUCGGCGGUGUGUGCCUAUCGCGUGGAUGACAUAUUGGCUGCCUUUGAUGGGGCCUUUAAGUCACAAAAGGACUCACAAUCACACUGGCUGCCCGUGGAACAAUUACAGGUGCCCAAACCGCGUCCCGGCCAGUGUGUGGAUGACUCUCGCACUCUGACAAGUAUUGCAGUGAACUUCAUAAAGAAUCAUCCACUGAUGGAGAGCGCUGUGCCUGCAAUGCAUGGCCGCCCACUGCUAACCAAGGUUAAUCUGCAUCAUCGGCUCACGGCUAUUGCGGUGGAUCCGCAUGUGCGUGCGCUGAAUGGCAACCACUAUGAUGUUAUCUACAGUGGCACCGAUGACGGCAAAGUGACCAAGUUCAUCACCUUGACAACCCAUCAGAACACCAGCAUCGCUCGCUUGCGUACAGUGGUCAUCUCUGAAAUGCAGGUCUUGCCACUGGGCACACCUGUCCGCGAGUUGGUUAUCUCUUCCAAAAAGAACACGCUCGUCGUGGUCAGCGAUGGACGACUGGUAACGGUGCCACUGCAUCACUGCUCAUUGAUUGUAGACUGCCUGGGCUGCCUCAGCCUACAGGACCCUAACUGUGCCUGGGAUCUGCAGACUCACGAGUGCAAGAAUCUGCUCGCAAGCCAACACAAGUUCGGCACCAAAACCUAUUUGCAAAGUCUGAAUACGACCAAAAAGGCAGCAGCGUAUUUGUGUCCGAAAACUGCCGCAGAUCCCGUUAUUGUUACCAUGGCCCCAUCGCAAAUGGAAGAGGUGCAGAAGCUCCACUAUGCCAGUGUGAAUGGUGCACCAGCAGAGGUACAGCCAAGCCAAGAACAGCAGCCAACAGGCAACGGUGCCGACUUUGCACUUAAUGACUAUAUUGAUGAGAACAAAAUACCGCAGGCUUCCGUGGAUCCGGAACAAGUUAUGACCAACCUGCAUGAUCCCCAGAAAUCGAUAGCAGUUGUCAAUGAAUUACAGAAGGCUUCGGCCUUUACAAGCAACACAAUUUUUAUCAUUGCAGUAGUGUCGUUUAUGGCAUUCUUUUUGGGUGGCAUGGUGGGCAUCAAAAUAAAGCAGUGGUGCAAUCAAAAUCGACUAGAUGCCAGUCUCCACAAUCACUUUGGCAAACCCAUUCAAUUCAAGCAUCAGAACAGCGGCAAGGACAUUAAUUUGCUAAUCAAUUCGAAUCCAUAUACCACGACACAGAAAACACCGAAUCUGGAUCUUGAAAAAGAUCGCAGUCACGAAUGCAAAAAUUCUACAGAACAUUUGGAAAAGGAGCUGCCUUGCAAAACGUCCACUCUGACAAAAGUGAAGCGCACUUAUAUAUGAGUUGGGAAACAUCAUCAGUUUUUUUGAUGGCCAGUUUACCACAAAAUUAGUCGAAUUUUCGUUGUUUAUGUUGAUGUUAGUUGUAGUAACCCUAACCCCGCCCCGAUUGGACGUAUCAACAGUUUUUUAUUGACGCGUUUGAAACGCGUCUUGGCGCAUCCGAAACUGUUGUGCUUAUGUUUAGUUACUUUUUUUGUCAAGAUUUAGUUUAAUUUAUCACUUAAGCGUAGCGUCGUGCGCUACAAGUAAAGUAAAGGCAUUGCCUGAAUGCGAGGCGGCGGCACGUCUGUUUAUGUUUAUUUGAUAGUAUAAUUUGUAAGUGCAAAACGUAGAGCUUAAACAAUUGCAUAUCAACAUGUAGAAAACAGAAUCGGGCUACACAAAAAUUGGCUAUUAUGUUUUAUUGAACAAAAGUUUUUGGUCAUGCCCAGAAAUAUUGAACCCACCCAUGAAUCAAAUAUUUUUCUCGAAAUUCAGACGAUUAUAUUCUGUACAAGUAUUUUGUUAGACUGAAAGUUUUUCUAUUUUCUUUAUAGUUUUUCUAUGCGCAUGCAACAAUAUGCUAUUU